This is a messenger RNA of Osmerus eperlanus (European smelt), 3536 nucleotides long. Its product is annotated as gonadotropin-releasing hormone II receptor-like. The transcript is spliced from 4 exons. NCBI's taxonomy places the organism in Eukaryota, Metazoa, Chordata, Actinopteri, Osmeriformes, Osmeridae. Gene Ontology annotation, cellular component: plasma membrane. The coding region runs from base 644 to 1783 and encodes 379 amino acids. Gene Ontology annotation, biological process: G protein-coupled receptor signaling pathway; cellular response to hormone stimulus. The record is from RefSeq and is a predicted model, not a curated record. Gene Ontology annotation, molecular function: protein-hormone receptor activity; G protein-coupled receptor activity; peptide binding.
AUCGAUAAAAACAUUUGUCUUCAUACUGACUACAUGCAUAUUCUGGUUUUCUUUUAUUCAAACUAGUAGUCUAUAGCGGAAACUGACUGCUGAAGAUCCAAACUGCUAGAAUGGUUACCUUUUCUAUUUUCAUUUUAGGGAAACCAGUAUAACGGAUAAUAUUGUCAAUUUAUAAACGAUUUGUUCAAGACCAUCAAUCUACUCCGACCAGCACUCUUCGCCUUUCAGCACUAAGUAUGCGAACAGCACCCGCUUAGUUCUCUGAAAUAGCCUACAGCGCUAGUGGGACAGAACCCAGUGGUCGCCACUGCAGUCAGAUGCGUAGCCUGAUUUGCCUUCCGUGGACCUAACGGACAGAUCUUUGAGAAAGAUUGAUGCAGUAGGAGCUUUUUUUAAUAGACGAAAUACUUUCAGCAAUGAAUAGGCUACUAAGCAAAAUUAAAACAUUGAAAAAACGUCAAAUAAAUUGGAUCCCCGGAAAAGAAUAGCCAACCUACUUUGAAGACUUAUUCCACAUGCUUUUCACGGAAAAUGAAACAGAAUUUUUUAUUUUAUUGCAGAACUUUUAAAUUGGAAUUCCCAAUCAACACUAAGGUUACAUCCAGUAAGGAAUGUUGAUCCAAGUGACCUGAGCAUUUCAAGGAUGUCUUGGAACCUGUCCUUCCUGCCGUCAACAGUGUCUCCGGGGCUCCCCGUCGCCAACUCCUCCCAGUUCCCGUCACUCACGGAAUGGGAGGCACCCACUUUUACCCGUGCCGCCCAAUUCCGUGUCAGCGCCACCUUUGUCCUCUUCCUGUUUGCUGCCUGCAGUAACCUUGCCCUAUUGGUCAGUGUGUGCCGAGGGCGUGGCCGGAGGCUGGCCUCCCACCUGCGCCCGCUAAUCGUUAGCCUGGCCACAGCAGACCUGAUGAUGACGUUUGUGGUGAUGCCGUUGGAUGCCAUCUGGAACAUAACAGUGCAGUGGUACGGCGGGGACGUCAUGUGUAAACUGCUCUGCUUCCUCAAGCUGUUUGCCAUGCACUCAUCUGCGUUCAUACUGGUGGUGAUCAGCCUGGAUAGGCAUCACGCCAUCCUGCACCCCUUAGACUCACUCAACUCCCACCAUAGGAACAAGAGGAUGCUGGGAUUGGCUUGGAGUCUGAGUCUGCUGCUGGCCUCCCCACAGCUGUUUAUCUUCCGCGCCAUCAAGGCAGAAGGCGUGGACUUCACCCAGUGUGUGACCCAUGGCAGUUUCCAAGAGCGAUGGCAGGAGACAGUCUACAACAUGUUUCACUUCGUCACCCUCUAUGUGUUCCCUCUGCUGGUAAUGAGUUGCUGCUACACCCGGAUCCUCAUCGAGAUCAACCGGCAACACCACAAGAACAAAGCUGGGGAAUCUUGCCUUAGACGCAGUGGAACAGACAUGAUCCCCAAGGCCCGUAUGAAGACACUCAAGAUGACCAUCAUCAUCGUGGUAUCCUUCACCGUCUGCUGGACACCCUACUACUUGCUGGGCAUCUGGUACUGGUUCCAACCCAUGAUGCUGCAGGUCACGCCGGAAUACGUGCACCACGCCUUGUUUGUCUUCGGCAACCUGAACACAUGCUGCGACCCAGUCAUCUAUGGUUUUUACACGCCUUCUUUCAGAGCUGACCUGGCUACGUGCUGGUGCUCCAAGAGGACCAGGGACUCGGCUGCUUCUCCCAGGUCUUUGGACCGCCUGUCCGCCCGGCAGGGACCCCAUAGUGGGGAGCACGACUCAGACGGCCCCAGUGGGGACCAGACCCGAGGCACUGCAGGGUAGUUUCAUCUUCUCGCACCCGAUGAGUUUGGGUUUAAGCCUUGAAGUACAGUGGAAAUACGUUUGCGUUUUCAGGGCAAUGUAACCAAACCCAUCGUGUGAUAUGUGGACAGAGCAUCAAUAUAAUACGUUUGGCAUUUGUGUAAAGUGUUGGAGAAUUGAAUGAAACAACUGAAAAUCCUGGGUACCACCAUUGUGGAGACAAACUACACAAUGGAGAGUGAAACUCCUAUUCCUCCAUACUGUAGGGUCUAGUUCAAUAGGCAGUAGCUGAGAGCUUUGAGUCUCAUGGUGGCCAUCAUCACUUCCAAAGUAAAUCGCUCAACUGAGAAGGUGCUGUAAUUUAUCAUUAGAAUUCCAGAGCCAUUUGACUCACCUUUCUGUCUUUAGGUGGAAUCUGAUAACUUAAAUCGCAGAAACAGCCAAUUGGAGUGUUUGAGAACAUCCGUCAGGUCAAUAAGACUGUGCCCUACAAACAAAGGUGACUUUUAGACACCAGUAUAUCUUCACAGCUGCAUUAAGGGGGUUCUGUACAUUGGACACAAUCUAUUUUCACUGUCUUUGAACAUUAAAUUAUUAAACUGUAAUUAGUUGCAGAAUUUAACAUUCUGGUCCAAUUAUCGUAAAAUAUAGUUUUUUUUUACCAGCAGAUCCGCCUCUUCCACCAAUUACAGUACCACCACCUCUCCUGGCUGUGUGACUUUACACACCAUUUCCCCACAGAUUGCUUUUCCAUGCAGCUAUGGGCAUUGUGUAAACGCAUCACUACAUUUAUAAAAUGUCACUUGCACUCUGUAGUGAGGAUUCAUAUAGAACUGUCCGUUCAAUCAGGACGUUCAUCACUGAUAACCAAAGUGCAGAACUAUUGAAUUGAUAGCAGGACUUUAUUUUACACUUCAUUUUCAACCUGUAUUGAAAUGUAAAAAACCUUUACUGCUAAGACCAUAGUGUGGUCAUCAUUGGUGUACUUUCAGAGGCCUCCCCAAAUACUUGAUAUCCAGCUGCUGUACUGUAUAUCUUAUGUUUGGUAAGUGCAUGUUUGGUAUCAAAUUCAAGUGUGUUUGUAAGUCAACAACUUGUCAAUGGUGGAUCGUUAACUAAGUGUAAUCCAAUGAAAUAUGACAGAAAGGUUUAACUGAAGCUGAAUUAAACUUGAAUUGUUAUGCAGCAAUUAUAUUACAUUUAUAAAUCAGUUAAAUACUAAGCAAGGGAGUCACAAAGAUUCAGCACAUGAAGGAAACUACCAGGCGUUAAGUAUAGUGUAUAUCUUCGGGGUGUAUAUUUUCACCCUCUGAUACAGGACAAUGUCAUCAUUUGCUCAGAGCUAUGAAUUUCAUUUAGAAUUAUUGCAUUCCCUCAAGAGCUUUGCAUAUUUCAGCAAAAAAGCUGUUAUAACAUGAUAGAGUGAUAUCUGUAUUCAUAAUCAGACCCGCAAGUUUAAUAUUUUAUUAUUUACACUUGCCAAAUUUAAAUAAAUGUCAAAAAUAUUUUCUUUGUUGCUCUUUUUAAAGUUUUAAGUGACAACCCUGUAUUUAAAUUGAACAUCUACUUUCUCCUGUAAGCAAGACACGCACAACAUAUUAAAUUCGGAACUUACUGUAUCUAAGAAGAUACAUUUCAUCACACAAUGUUUAUGAUACUCUGGUAUUCUAGUAAAAUAUUUCCAUCAAACAAAAAUGUAAUUUGAAUUGUGUAAUGUGUUGUCUGUCUAUCAGUCUGUAUGUCAUGUAAAUGGCUGUCAUAUGUUUUGCUGUUG